This is a messenger RNA of Limulus polyphemus (Atlantic horseshoe crab), 6724 nucleotides long. RefSeq names its product folliculin-interacting protein 2-like. The record is from RefSeq and is a predicted model, not a curated record. Gene Ontology annotation, cellular component: cytoplasm. Bases 153 to 3617 code for a protein of 1154 amino acids. Lineage: Eukaryota; Metazoa; Arthropoda; Merostomata; Xiphosura; Limulidae. The transcript is spliced from 18 exons. Gene Ontology annotation, molecular function: protein-folding chaperone binding; ATPase inhibitor activity.
CGCCUACAUCUUCAUAUAACUGAAAGUCUAGACGCUACAUUUGGACGUGCCUUGCAAGCCUAGCCAAUCAUUAUCUCCGGGAGUUCCCAAAAGACUGAGAUCGAGUGUCUAGUCACACAGUCACAUGAUUGUUACUUACUUUAUACAACAACAUGGCGCCGCCGUUACUUUCAAGAUUGUUUAGCAAUAGGAAACAAUCGCAUAGAAGUUCCCAUUCUCAUGAACUUUGGUCCGAAACAAACAGUUGGAAACCUCCAAAAUUCAAUGGCUCGAAACAAGUACGAGUUCUCCUUUUCCGAGAAUGUGACUGGAGAGGUAGAAAACUGUUGUUUGAUUCAAAAUCUGUGAAGAAACUUUCUCGCCAAGAUCUCAAUUCAUCUUGUGACUUGAAAAGGCUUAAAGUUAAUGGCCAUGUAACUGGAUCAAACACAAUACCUCGCAGAAAAAAUGACCAGCAUAGGGAAGUGGCCAGUGAUGGCACUGUUUAUCAGUACCUUAAGCCAUGUAGUGACGUUAAGAUGCUUGGAGAAAUGAUAUUUGGAUCUGUGACCAUGUCAUACAAAGGGGAUACUGUUAAAGUUCAUACAGUGAGGUCACCUCAAGAACUGAUGCUUAGUGUUGUUUUUCCUGCACCUCUUCCAAAUAAAAAAAUGGGUGAUAGGGAUCUUGAAGUUUCAUCUAGCCUGCACAAUUCUACUAGUGAAAUUCUAAUAUCAAAAUGUGGUGAAAAGAUGGAAUCAUUAUGUGUAGCUCACAGUGUUCCCGUGGAUGUGCCAGGUCACACUUCUGUUUUACAGCAAAGGAAUGACGGUGGUUGUUUGCCUUCUGGAAGUCACACUUUCCUGGCAGACUCUUUACAUUCCACAGCCAGUAGUAAUAGCCUACUUAGUUUUCCUGUUACUCCUGACACUGCCAGUUCUAGUCUAUCACAUUCUGGUAGUUUCAGUAGUCUUCAGCGAAGAUGGCUUCGAAAUCUAACCACUAGCAUGGAGGUUUGGCUACGACGUCGUUCAGAAGAUUCACCUCAAAGUGAGGAGCCUAAAAGAUCCUCUGGCCAUACAAGGACAAGAUUAGGAUUGAGUAUUAUCAUUUCUCUGGAAGAAGGAAACUUAGAAGAAGAAAGUAGGUUCCAUGAUUUUUUUUUCUCUCACAUUGCCCUAAUAGAAAGUCAUGUGACCCAAUUAAAGGACCUUGUCUUAGGGAGCUAUUUAAACCGCAAGAAUUUUGUAAAUGCAAUAUACAAGGGAGUAGAGCAGCUUCAAGCAUCUUUACAAGAUCUUGUCACGGGUCCUCGCCUCAUGUCUCCAGUAUGGUUAUCUAUGAUGUCUCCCUCGGUUAAUCAUCAUCUUCACUGCACGAGGUUCAUCAGUGAAUUCAUUGCACUCCUUGAAGAAUUUGAUACCAAGUAUACAAACUUCUUCGUCAGCACACUGUUGACAGCAGUCUUGACUCACCAUCUAGCAUGGGUUCCUACAGUUUCUCCACCAGGUGUCACAACCAACCACUUUGACCAUAGGAAGCACACAGCACAAUGGGUGGACAUGCUGGCCAAGUCUCAUCCAUAUAAUCCAUUAUGGAUGCAACUAGGGGAUCUAUAUGGAGCUCUUGGAACUCCAACCAAAUUAUCAAAAACUGUUAUCACAGGAAAAAAAGCUGAUGUCAUUUUGCGAUUUUUGUACAUUCUAAGCUACUUCAUUCGCUGUAGUGAUAUUUGUGAAUAUGAGCAGGAUUGGUCCAAAAGUGAUAAAGGAAAGUGGAUUCACCAAAACACAUCUUCAAGUGAAGCUACCCAUAAACUUGGUCAAAAAGCUGACUUUGACAUUAGUUGUAGUGAUGAUCAAUGUCCAUGUGAGAGAUUAGCUGAUGGAAGGGAUCAACUCUGGAUGUACAAGAAUAUUAAUUUCAAAACACCACAGAAAUUUGAAAUUGUAGAGAAGCAACAGGCUGUAACAGCUACAGCAGAGCAUAUGUGCAGAUAUGAGACAGCAGAAGAUAGAUUUCGCUUGCAUAAGCAACUUUACUGGAAAUCUUGCAGAAAUCAAAUUGAUCAAAUUUUAGAGGGAGAUCAACAACACAGGAAACCAAUACAUAAUGUAGAACUUUACCAGCGUAGUCACAAUGCUUUUACAGUAAUUCCUGAAGAAAGAGACAUGAACAGUGUUGUUUUUGUGCUUGGAGAAAGCCCACUGCAUUCCCAUUUUGAUUCAAAGAUUAAUGUUUGUAAGGAGUGUAAGGGAGUACAAGAACCACUAAACGAAGAAGGCUGUACACCUAAAGAAAUACCUACGUUAGACAGUUUGGGUUAUAAUAGCAUGGAGGAUAUACUAGAAUCCACAGCAGAGAACAGAAGAAUAGAAAAUGAAAUGGAAAAUACUAUGCAGGAAAAAGAAAUCUCAAGUAAAAAUUGUUUUGAACUAAACAAAUGCAACAAUUUGGUUACAGUAAAAGAAUUUGUCCCUCCUACAUUAAAAGUUGAACAUGUAAAAAAUGUAUAUACAAGUACACCAUUUAAAAAUAAUAAAAUCCUUUCGAAUCAUGAACAUAGUGAUACUUUACAUGACUCUUUGUUGUUAAGAUCCAGUGUUACUAGUGAAUGUUUUCUAGAUAGUGGAAAUUCUUCCAACUUGAAGAAAAUACCUGUUCACUCUGUAUCAUAUCCUGAUGAAUUGCAGAACAAGAGCAUUGAGUCAAAAAGCAUUGACCAAACUAGGCAGUAUUUUCAAGCAUACAACAGUUUAAGGUUUGCUCCUGAACCAAAACACACCUCUCAUCGUUUUAUUGGGAAUUAUGUGCAAGAAAAUUUGCCCCAGGUGAGUCACCAAGAACUUGGAGCUCAUAUGAUUGCUAAAGCCAAGGAAGAAUUCACUACUUCUUGCCAUUGUAAACCAAGCAAACCUUUAAAACAAUUGUCUGCAGUUACCACUAUUCCUGAGGAAGGCUACCAAAGCUUAGAAGAAGGAUGUCCCCAAGAGAGACAUACUUCACUUGGAGAUAUCUUGAGGUCACAAGAGGAACAUCCUUUAGAUGGAAUAAUGGAGUUAAAUUUACCACAGUUGCAAAGCAAGCAGGCAGGUACAAAAGACAAAGUUUUGAGUACUUUUGGAUGGUCUUUAUUUGGUGGUGUCUCAGACCAUUAUAUGACAGACUUUUGUCUUCAGGGGAUCAAAGGAUCUGUACGUGAUGUGGACAUUAGAAAUGACCUAGUCACUUCCACUCAGGCUCCUGUGCUUGGUGAUCCUGUAGCUGAGACAGUUUGUAUUUUAGCUGACACCGAUCAAUGGAGCGUCCAUUUAAUUUCAAGUAAUCGACAGGAUGGAGACAAAACAGGAUCUUGUAGUCUGAGGGUGAGCAUGUCACCAAUUGUUUCAGGAAUGUGUGAGUCCUUAAUACAGAUGUGUAAACUGAAGAUGUCACCUGAGUUUUGUUUGAUGCAUCUGGAAGACAGGCUUCAGGAGCUUUAUUUUCGCAGUGAAUCUUUAGUGUCUUACCUUGCAGACAACAGAACUCCUGAUAGUUUGGACAAUGCUGUAGCUGUGCUUGGGUUUGACCCCACUGACUUACCUCUUCUAAUGUCUGUGGCCUUAACACAUGCACCUCAGUUGGGAGGACACACCUGAUGAUUUUAUUGAAAUUGAGAGUUUUGGAAGAAUACUACAGUAAUGUUUUCUAGUCAUUUCAAGGAUUUGAGGUGGUGGAUCAUUUGUACUGAUGAACUGGUACAAAAAUGAAAAAAAUAGUAUUUAAUUUUGCUUCUUAAAUUACAGAUGGUUUCUGAAACAUAGAAAGCACAUAAGCUAAGUUUGACUUUUCACUAGAUAUUUCACAUUAACAGAGUAUUUUUUUUAAAUAAUAUACUUUUUGUAUUGAUUUUUUCUGUUUUUUUCUGACUAGCUUUUAAUCAUAAGCCAACUGAUCUCAAGACUAAAGUUACAAAAAUUUUUCAGAGGUGUUGGAGUGAAUUUAGUAGUACAUUAUUCCAACUGAUGCAACAACUCCUAUGUCAGAAGACAAAAAAUAAAGCAAAAAGCUAUAAUUGCAUCUUAAUUGAGCAACUGUAUAAAUAUAUUAGGUUAAUGUAAUUACAAAGUCAAACGGUUAUAUUUAGAAAACAAGCACCAAGAUAAAACUUAUAUCAAAGACGCUUUUGAUCAGUUUAUAGAAUUAUGAAUUAAAUGUCUGUAGUUCCUUGUAAAGGGCAAAUAACUUUAUAAAACAGUAAUUUAUGAAAUCAGAACUUCAGCAAAUUUCUCCUUCAUUUGGGUAUUAUGAAAUUGUAAUUAUAAAUAUAUUUUCAAUGUACAGGUUUCUCUUGUGACAUCAUAACUCCUGGUAAAAUGUCUGUGUCAUUCUUGGAGGUGAAAACUACUGCAUACAAUGCUAAAUGAAAAUACUAUUUGUUUCCAUAAAUUAGUAAAAAAGAUAUUUGUCAUAUUCUAUAAGAGUACGUUUAUACUUACAUUUAGAAGAUUUUGGAUUGUAAAUUAAAAAAUAUUUUUUAAGUAUGUUAUUUUUCACUACCAAGGUAAUUAAAACUGAUACCAGGAGUUUGAAACCAUGGUGAAAUACCUUUAUAUAGGUAAGAAAUUACCUGCUACGCACAGACUCACACGUAUUAAAGAUACAAACAUAAAUUAUAAUAAAAUAAGAAGUAAAAGUGGCUGCUGCUGACUUGUUACCUCCCUAUGGUCAUUGGUUUCAGUAUUAAGGAUGAUUGUAUGCUAGUUGAACUAUGCAGUGACAAAUGUGCUACAAUGGGAAAGCCUGUGCUUUGGCUGGUUCUAAACUCUUCUAGUGUGUAAAUCAAAUCAGUCAAAUUAAAGUUAAUUUAAGUUAAAACUGAAUUAAUGUGUUAGCAAAGUAGAAUUUUUUUUUUUCCAGAUGGAAAUAAUUUUAUGUAAUAAUAAAUACACAAGAAAUAUAGGGUAUACAAAUUAGGGUUGCUGGACUUUUUUUUUUUUUCUGAAAAUAAGCUAAUAUUUUUCACAGAAAAAUACAACAGGAAUUAAGGAAUUGUAUAUACAAGUACAGGAAUAUUAAUUCAUAGUUUUGUAUAAAUGUAUUGGAUAAAACCCCCUCAAUGAAAUGUUGUGACAAGUAGGUUGUAACUUUGGAAUGUUUUUUUAAAAGCUUGGAUGAGGUGAUGUAUUCUGGUAACAAACUUUGGACAUUUGAAAUAACAAGGAAGUUGUUUGUUUUUAUGAUUUAUUGAGUGCCAUGUGCCAAAAUGUGCCACAGCACAAAUAAUAGGUAGCAACUGUGUUGCACCUUUUGAAACUAAAUUUCAUGUAGUGUAUCCUACAACCUGUACAAAUGUAUUUAACUAAUUUUUCUAAGUAAAUCUCACAGGUUCAAAAGUUUGCAUUGUAAUAUUAUUUUAAGAUGCUUUAUUGUGUUAUAUAACUUUUGGGUUAGGUUAUGUUUUCAAAAGUGUAUUAUAUGUUCCAGAACAUUAUUAAUUAGUGUUAUUGUUCACUUAUUUAUUUUGACACAAAUAUUGUUAAAAAUAUCAAUUUUGUCAUUGAAAAUGAUUUAGAUAAGUCAUUACUGUGUCAAACUGUUGUGAUGCUAUACGGAUCUUUGAAAAAGUAUUCAAGUAAAAUGUGUUCCUGGUUGCUAGUGUACAAUCCAAUGCUUUAAUAGGACACAAUAUGGAUACAUGUUUUUGCCAGAAAUUAUGAAAACGAUUUUUAGUACCAUAAAUUUGUGAAGGAGAAUUUAGAAAUCCACUAUUAUGAUAACAUUUUUUGAAUAUUUCAUGGUCACAUCUUUAGCAUUUAUUAACAAACCUUGUUGCACUAAACUAUCAAACAAAUACUGACAUCUGAUAGCCCAAGAUGUGGCCUUGCUUUUGAAACAAUAUUUUUCACCUUUGUGCCUCAUCAGGUAAUAACUGGUUGUGAACCAAUGUUAACUUUUGUGUAUAUCAGAUACAAAACUGUCUAUUUAGUCAUAUUCCAAACUACUCUUUCAAAAUAUACAUCGUUGUUUGGGUUUUAGAAAAUUCUGUGGAUUCAAAACAAUUUGGCUUUCUUACGAAAGAUGUUCAUUUACUACAUUGUCAUUUUUAUUGUAAGACUAAUUCCCUCGGUUGCUGUUAUAAUAAUAUAGUGAAGUAUUAAAUCGAGGAAAUUCAGUUAAUUCUUUCUGAUUGCAAUAUUUGAUUCUUUUCUUUAUGUAAAUUAACAUAUAUUAAAUAAAAUUAUGAUAAGAUUUAUACUAUUUGUCUGAAAUGAUGCAAGUAUUAUCUAGUAACAAACUUAAAGCAAAAAUUCUUAGAGCAUUAAUAUAGUUGGUUUAAUUUGAAAUGAAAAAAUAAGAUAAAGAAUAAAAUGAGGGUUGUACUGUUAUCUACACAGUUAGAGUACAUUAGUCUACUUAAAACUAAACGUUUUGGAUUUGUAACUUUUCAGAGUAAUACAUUUUUCUUAAUCAUGUCAUAUGCCAGCAAAAUGUAUACAUUUUACUUUAAUAAGUGCAUUUACAUUGAUAGAAAUAUUUUGCACAGUUUUUCUUUUUUUUUUGUUAACUUCUUUUAUUACACAUUAGGAGACUAGGUUUUUUCUAAAGAAAAUCCAAUCCUGUACAUUGAUGUUCAUGCAUAGUGUUUGUCUAUGUAUUAAAAGUUACGUUUAUGUUCAGUGAAGUAUCUGAGAAAUUUCAGGAAAUGAAAAUUUAUUGCCAUCUGUACAUAUAAAUGAUAGUUAUAAAAUUGUUGAAAUGAUUA